Messenger RNA from Ostertagia ostertagi, 651 nucleotides. The record is from the annotation of a GenBank genome assembly. NCBI's taxonomy places the organism in Eukaryota, Metazoa, Nematoda, Chromadorea, Rhabditida, Trichostrongylidae.
AUGGUUGCAGUAUAUAGAGCUCCUUCCUGUCCUUUUGAACUUAAUGAGCAACUUUUAAAUGUAAUAAAAUCUGUUAACUCUGUCAAUGAAAAAUAUGAAAUGUUCCUAUGUAUACUCCAUCAUGCAAUCGAAUUGUUUGUUCCUGUGAAACGCGUAUGUGCUCAUAGAGCAUAUCUUCCGGCAUAUCUACAGAGAAUGCAUCGUAGAUACUCUUUGUUUUUUGUGGCCAGAGGUUCCCAAUCUGAAUCAGAUUGGGAGAAAUUUCAUGAUUAUUCAUGUAAAUUUGAUCGUGCCCUCAGGAAAUACAAUAUGCAUGUUGAGAAAAAAAUCAUUAAUAGAUUUUUCAAACUAUUGAAUAAAAAAUUACUGACAUUUCGCAAAGUUUCUUGCAUUGUGAAGGAUGAUUGUAUAGCUGUACUAGAUGAAGACAAAGCUAAUUUAUUAGCCGACAGAUUCUGUGAGGUAUUUUCUGAGGACGAUAAUCUGCUGCCAAGUUUUACUGCUAAUAUAGAAUGUUCAAUGUUAGACUUUCCUUGGUUUGAUGGCUCAUCAGGGUACUCGCUUCUUAAAGAACUGCCUUCUUCAUCAUCGCUAACUCCUGAUUGUAUUCCUGCGACGUUUGUCAAAAAGAUUGCUCAUAUUGUAGCAGAU